AUUCGAGCCCUUGCAGUGCGAGCAGUCGUAAGUUGUCUGUCCUCAGUGAAGGAAUAUCAAGACAUUUGUUUUUAUAGCAGUUAACUCAUAUGCGUUUUUCUUAUUAAUUUGUGUUAUUAAAGUAUUAAAAUUCUUGGAAUACGGAUUUAUAAUAAUAUCUCAACGAACUCUCGCGGGUGCUAAAGAGAAUAAAGACCGUAUACGAAGAUGUGCGGUGGUUUUACGUGUUCUAAAAACGCAUUGACGGCAUUAAAUAUUCUUUAUAUCGUUGUUGCAUUUAUUUUAAUUGGUGUGGCUGUUUAUGGAAGAGCUUCAGCAUUAGUUACAAAUCUUCCUAUUAUUGGAGGUAUUUUAGCAUGUGGUGUUAUUUUGAUUCUAAUUUCUAUAAUUGGUCUGAUUGGUGCUGUUAAACAUCAUCAAGUUCUAUUAUUCUUUUAUAUGUUGAUUUUAUUUCUGUUAUUCCUGAUUCAAUUCAGUAUUGCUUGUGCUUGUCUUGCUGUCAAUGCCAAACAACAAGAACAAUUAGCAGAACAGGGUUGGAAACAUGCACCAGAAUUAAGAACAAAAGUUGAGGAAACUUUUAAUUGUUGUGGAUUCAAUGGUACUGAUAGCACAUUUAUAAUGAAUAAUUCAGAUUCAUUAUCAUGUAAAAAUAAACUCUGUUCUUGUCAAUAUCCUACAGAUAUUGAUUGUGAAUGUCCAUCUUGUAUGCAAAAAUUACAAUCCACAAUUGAUUAUGCUUUUAAGCUAUGUGGCAGCAUAGGAUUGUUUUUCAGUUUUACUGAAGUGAUUGCAGCUUUCUUGGCAAAACAUUAUAGAAAUCAACUAAAUCCAUGUUCAAAAACUAUAUUUCCUUAGUAUAAUUUUAUUUACAUAGUUCAUAUAGUUUAAGAAAAAAAAUUUUUUUUUUUUUGAAAGAUAGAUUUUAAUAAGUAAUGAGAUUAAUGAUUUAUAACUAUAAUUCUGGUCACUUUUGAUUAUUUAAUAGCCAAAAAACCUAUUUUUAUUUAACAGUACAAACAUCAUCUUGCAUACAAUACAAUUUUUGAAAAACUAUUGGUCUUUCACACCGCAAUUUAUAAUGCUCAACAGAAAAAAAAAAAAAAAAUAGCACAUUUGAAACAGUCAUAGAUUUUAGAACAGAUUAGAUAACAUAUAAUUAAAAUGUGUGCUCUAGUCAUCCAUUUAGAAAAAUCGUACUAAGCCUCAAUGCGCCUUGUAGUUUAAUAUUUAGGUACAUUUAUGCAAACGCCUUUCUACAAAACUUUGUUUAUUUAUAAAAGAUAACUUAUAUAAAUAUGAUUAAUUAUCAAUAGUAAAUUUACUUUCUAUCAAUAUAUUUUUUAAAAGUACAAGUGAUAUUAAAAAUUUUUAAAUAG
This is a messenger RNA of Apis laboriosa (Himalayan honeybee), 1379 nucleotides long. It is a transcript of the gene Tsp97E, whose product is annotated as tetraspanin-13. Bases 208 to 858 code for a protein of 216 amino acids. The transcript has 6 exons. The record is from RefSeq and is a predicted model, not a curated record. Gene Ontology annotation, cellular component: membrane. Lineage: Eukaryota; Metazoa; Arthropoda; Insecta; Hymenoptera; Apidae.